CAUUUUCUGUUCGAGUCGGUUAAGCUACAGCAGAACCCCCAAUUUUUAACGACGUGUUCGGAAACCCUCCGAUUUCUGAAACCAAAACGCACUCGAGGGAUCGUAGCGGUUCUGAAAAUGCAAGGGGGAAGGGGUGGUGGCGGGCGUGGUGGGAGGGGUCCUUUUGAUUUCAACGAUCCUUUCGCCAAUUUCGGAGGAUUCGGUGGAGGAUUUGGGGGGCAAGGGAGCUUGAUGCCCGGCUUUUUCGGAGGGAGGGAUCCGUUUGAUGAUCCUUUCUUCACUCGCCCGUUCGGAGGGAUGUUUGAGUCGGGCUUUCCCGGCAUGUUUCCCGGAAUGUUUCCUGAUAUGAAUGGAGGACUUUUUCCGAGAAUGGGGCCGGCUGGGUUUAUUGGCAAUCAGGCUCAGGCUCCGGAGCCGCGGAGUUCCAGGGCUCCGGUUAUUGAGGAGCUGGACUCUGAUGAUGGAGAGGAAGAGGGUAGCAAUGAGAAGAAGGAGAAUCCGAGAAAGCGCGGCGGGCCCAGCAAUGAUCCUUAUGUUGAGCACCCUGAUGAUGAUGAUGAUGAUGAUGAUGAUGAUGCAGUUGAAGAGAAGAAGAGGAGCAAGCAUCUGGGGUUCAGAGGCAACUUUGAUCAGUUUGGGGCCAUGCAACCACGGCCUCAAGGUCAUAGCUACACGUUUCAGAGCUCCAGUGUUACUUAUGGUGGUGCUAAUGGUGCAUAUUAUACUUCUUCCAAGACAAGUAGGAUGGGGAGUGAUGGGGUUGCUUUUGAAGAAAGCAAGGAAGCUGAUACCUCUUCUGGGAAAGCCACACACAGGGUAUCUAAGGGGCUCCACAAUAAGGGCCAUUCUGUCACUAGGAAGCUCGCAGAUGGUCAGGUAGAUACAAUGCAGACUUUGCACAACCUUAAUGAAGACGAGCUUUCUGGUUUUGAACAAGCAUGGAAAGGAGCUGCUCAAAAACACAUGCCUCGUUUGCAUGAUCAAAUUGCGAGUUAUGACAAUCUAGGGGAUAGUGGUAGUCGACAUGGGCAAGCCAAUCGUGGAGGUUGGGCACUUCCUAGUAAUGAGUUUGUACAGAACUCUGGAAAUAUGAUAGGAGACACUCAAGGCAGGGAACUACCUUAUCAGUUGCAGCAGUCUGGUAAUAAGACAGUUGGUGGUGGAGACGGGAACAAUUCCUCCCGUGGGAGAGCCGAAGAUCAAAACUAGGACUUCGAGCUCAUUGGCUGGGCCUUUCUGGUCAUUUGAGAAGUACUGAAGUAGUGUCUUGUUGCAUAUUGGGGAAUGCAGAUUUGAGGUCCUGGUGGAAGACUGUCAGUUGUUAGUAGGGCGCAUUCUGUUUAUACUCUAUAUCGUUUUUAUCUGUGCUUGACAAUGCUGUAAUCAUACGUACUUGGAUUCUCAUGUCUGUACAAGUUUGAUGACUGCAGUUAUCGUUUCUCAUCUACGGUUAACCUAAUUCACUUGCUCAUUUA
This is a messenger RNA of Argentina anserina (silverweed cinquefoil), 1475 nucleotides long. RefSeq lists its product as uncharacterized. Lineage: Eukaryota; Viridiplantae; Streptophyta; Magnoliopsida; Rosales; Rosaceae. The record is from RefSeq and is a predicted model, not a curated record. The coding region runs from base 118 to 1209 and encodes 363 amino acids. The transcript has 7 exons.